This is a messenger RNA of Rhipicephalus microplus (southern cattle tick), 645 nucleotides long. RefSeq lists its product as uncharacterized. Gene Ontology annotation, biological process: symbiont-mediated perturbation of host defenses. NCBI's taxonomy places the organism in Eukaryota, Metazoa, Arthropoda, Arachnida, Ixodida, Ixodidae. Gene Ontology annotation, molecular function: amine binding. The record is from RefSeq and is a predicted model, not a curated record.
GUACUGCUAUAAAAGACUGGGUUGUGGUACCACAAAAAGAUGGCAAUAGAGCGAAGAGAAAUGAUGCAACUGAACAUCAUCGUCGCAGCGUUCCUAGGUGCUGUUUCACUUACGACACCAGCCGUUUUUGCGGACCCCGGACCAAACACGCAAAAUGAUGCCCGCGACUUAUUCAAGGUAUUUGCGACACACCCCUCCGGUCUCGCAUUACUGGAUGCCGACGAUGAUGGCGACCUCGACUGCAUGAAGGCAGUGCGAACAAACUAUGAUGAGAGUGGACCAUCUGCUGAAUAUGUUUGGAUUCUUAAAGGACUCAACGGCCAUCCGAUGAAGAACAUCACCGUCCACUUCGAGAAAGGAGACACACCCGACAAGGCUGUGGUCACCGUAGACAAUGCUCAAGACCAGAAACUGGAGGCGAGAGCCAUCUAUGCCGACUUUCACAGCUGCGCCGUAUUGGAUAUACCGUAUAACAGCAAACCACGUAAGAAAGAGAUGUGUUACUGCUUACAUACAUGGCGUUGCCUCCUGUGGGUGACGGAAGAGGCAAAGGACAACAUUCCAAGCAAAUGCCAUGAAGAGUUUCUUAAGAACUGCAACACAGAAAGUAUUAUUUACGAUAAGGAGACUUGCGAUCAAGCGUAG